UUUUUUUCUCUCUCUCUCUCUACCCUUUUACACUUUAACUACAAAACUAAUAAUUCCUCCAAUAUAGUCAUUCAACAAAAUAACCCUAGGUUUAAUUUCUUUGUCAAAAAAAGUUUUAAUCUAUAAAAUAAAAAUAAUUAUAAAUAAAUAAAUAAUACAUAUUUAUAACAAAGGUGAAAAGGAAACAAAUAAAGGGGAAAGAAACCAGGACAGCUUUAUAUACGUCCAAGAAUUAGGGCUUUCAGGACAAACCCGAGAAUAUGCAAGAAGCAGCGUUAGGUAUGAUCGGAGCCACAGUAGGCGGAGGAGGAGACGGAGACGCAGCCGUGGUGGCGGAGCAGAAUAGACAGAUGAAAGGUGAGAUAGCGACACAUCCCAUGUACGAGCAGCUAUUGGCCGCACACGUGGCAUGUCUGAGAGUGGCGACUCCCAUCGAUCAGCUUCCGAUCAUUGAAGCUCAGCUUUCUCAAUCUCAUCAUCUUCUCCGAUCUUAUGCUUCGACAGCCGUUGGAUUCUCGCAUCAUGAUCGUCAAGAGCUCGACAAUUUCUUGGCACAAUAUGUAAUGGUGUUGUGUAGCUUCAAAGAACAGCUUCAACAACACGUGAGGGUUCAUGCCGUCGAAGCAGUGAUGGCUUGCCGUGAAAUUGAGAACAACCUCCACUCUCUCACAGGAGCGACAUUAGGAGAAGGGUCCGGUGCGACGAUGUCCGAGGAUGAGGACGAUCUUCAUAUGGAUUUCUCAUCUGAUAAUUCCGGCGUUGAUUUUAGCGGCGGACACGAUAUGACGGGAUUUGGUCCAUUGCUUCCGACUGAAUCUGAAAGAUCUCUUAUGGAAAGAGUCAGACAAGAACUGAAACUCGAACUCAAACAGGGUUUUAAAUCGAGAAUUGAAGAUGUAAGAGAAGAGAUAAUGAGGAAAAGAAGGGCUGGGAAAUUGCCUGGAGACACAACAACUGUCUUGAAAAAUUGGUGGCAACAACAUUGCAAGUGGCCUUACCCUACUGAAGACGACAAGGCAAAAUUGGUGGAGGAGACAGGAUUACAGUUGAAGCAAAUCAACAAUUGGUUCAUUAAUCAACGCAAGAGGAACUGGCACAAUAACUCUCAUUCCCUCACUUCCUUGAAGUCCAAGCGCAAACACUAAUCUCUUCUUACUAAUUACUAGUAUACAAUUGCCACUACAUUUACAUAUGCUACUUACAUUGCGCGAUAUAUGAAUUUCUUGUAUUUAGUAAUAACGAGGUGUGAUUAUGAAUAUCAUGUACUUAGCUUAUUUUACAUCCCAACCACUAAAUGGUUUGUGCUUUGAGUGACUUACUUGUUGUUAUUGGAUUGUGAUUCAAUAUGUUUUACUUUUUA
Molecule: messenger RNA, 1360 nt
Organism: Brassica napus (rape)
Lineage: Eukaryota; Viridiplantae; Streptophyta; Magnoliopsida; Brassicales; Brassicaceae
Product: homeobox protein HD1
Exons: 6
Coding region: 261-1145 (294 amino acids)
Biological process (GO): regulation of DNA-templated transcription
Cellular component (GO): nucleus
Molecular function (GO): DNA binding
Source: RefSeq, a predicted model, not a curated record